This is a messenger RNA of Andrographis paniculata, 1127 nucleotides long. RefSeq names its product probable carboxylesterase 2. The record is from RefSeq and is a predicted model, not a curated record. Gene Ontology annotation, molecular function: hydrolase activity. Lineage: Eukaryota; Viridiplantae; Streptophyta; Magnoliopsida; Lamiales; Acanthaceae. The coding region runs from base 94 to 1065 and encodes 323 amino acids. The transcript has a single exon.
GCUAACCAAACGCACUCUUACUUAUCCACAUGACCGCAUCCUCCUAAAAACGAUCAUCUCUCACCGCUCCCACUACGCCUCUCACAUUCCGCCAUGGCUACCACUGACCUCGACUUUGAGCUCCUCCCCUACCUCCGAGUCUACAAAUCAGGCACAAUCCAACGUCUUGCCGGAACCGACUCCGAUUCCGUCCCUCCGGCCACCGAUUCUCACACCGGCGUCCUGUCCAAAGACCUGCUCGCCAUAAUUCCAGGAACAGAAGUCUACGUACGAAUCUACCUCCCCAACCUCGCCGCCGCCGACGGUCGCAAGCUUCCUCUCCUCGUCUACUUCCAUGGAGGCUUCUUCAUUCUGCACUCGCCGUCUUCGCGCCUCUACCACGACUACCUCAACGCUCUCGCGGCGGAGUCCGGCGCGAUUGUAGUUUCCGUACACUACCGCCGCCCGCCGGAGCAUCCCCUUCCCGUCGGUUAUCAGGACUCCUGGGACGCGCUCCGGUGGGUAGCCGCCCACCGCGGCGGGGACGGCGCAGAGCAAAUUCUAAAUAACCAGGCCGACUUCCGGCGAGUGUUUCUCGUCGGCGACUGCGCCGGCGGGAACAUUGUGCACAACCUUGCGGUGACUGCCGGAAAUACGGACGCCGGGCUGGACAUGGAGAUCCAGGGAAUCGUGCUGGUGGAUCCGUAUUUUAAUGGGUCGGAUUGGGUCGGGUCAUGUACGGCGGGUUUGGAGGAGAGAGUGGCGUUGGAGAGGUUGUGGAGCGUAGUGUGCCCGUCGUGCCCGGAUAAGGAUGACCCGUGGGUCAACCCGGUGGGGGAAGCGGGUAUGGGCGGGUUGGUGGGGCUGGGGUGCUCGAGGGCGCUGGUGUGUGUGGCGGAGAAGGAUGUGCUGAAGGAUUGGGGAUGGGCGUAUUUUCAGGGUUUGGGUCGGGUCGGGUGGAUGGGUAUGGUAGAGAUCCAUGAAGCUGAGGGAGAGGGGCAUUGCUUUCAUUUGCAUGACUUGAAAGCUGAGAAGGCUAAGGAGAGAAUGAGAAGAAUGGUUCAUUUCAUCAAUUGGGAAAUGUGAAAGAUAAGAGUCUGUUUGGUUAAAUUACGUUCUAUAUUAUAUUUUCAAUUUUAUUUUAAAUA